Messenger RNA from Solanum tuberosum (potato), 937 nucleotides. RefSeq names its product nuclear transcription factor Y subunit B-10-like. The record is from RefSeq and is a predicted model, not a curated record. Lineage: Eukaryota; Viridiplantae; Streptophyta; Magnoliopsida; Solanales; Solanaceae. Gene Ontology annotation, biological process: regulation of transcription by RNA polymerase II. The coding region runs from base 158 to 700 and encodes 180 amino acids. The transcript has 7 exons. Gene Ontology annotation, molecular function: DNA-binding transcription activator activity, RNA polymerase II-specific; RNA polymerase II cis-regulatory region sequence-specific DNA binding; protein heterodimerization activity. Gene Ontology annotation, cellular component: CCAAT-binding factor complex; nucleus.
AAGAGUUUCUUUUUAUAUAGUUAUAAAAAUUUCAGUGUUUUCUUGUAAAACGAACGGUGUUGAUAGGGCAAAAUCCAAAACUCUGCCUCAUCUCAGUCGUCUCCCUUUCUCCCUUCUUCUCCAACGUCCGAUCUUCCAGUUCCCUCCAUCCCCAGGUAUGGCGGAUGGUCAAGGUUCGUCUAGGUCACCGGCGAGUCCGAACGGAGGUGGUAGUCAUGAGAGUGGUGGGGACCAGAGUCCGAGGUCUAACGUACGUGAACAGGACAGGUUUUUACCGAUAGCUAAUAUUAGUAGAAUCAUGAAGAAGGCACUUCCUGCUAAUGGAAAAAUUGCGAAGGAUGCUAAGGAGACUGUUCAGGAAUGUGUUUCUGAGUUCAUCAGCUUCAUUACUAGCGAGGCAAGUGACAAGUGCCAGAGAGAGAAAAGAAAGACUAUUAAUGGUGACGAUUUGCUAUGGGCAAUGGCAACUCUUGGGUUUGAAGAUUAUAUUGAACCACUCAAGGUGUAUCUUGCUCGAUACAGAGAGAUGGAGGGUGACACAAAGGGAACGUCAAAGGCUGCUGAUGGCUCUACUAAAAGAGAUGGGAUGCAACAUGGUCCUAAUUCACAGCUUGCACAUCAAGGUUCAUACUCACAAGGAAUGAAUUAUGGGAACUCUCAGGGUCAGCAUAUGAUGGUCCCGAUGCAAGGGACAGAGUAAAAAUCCGAUCUUCGUUCUGUUUGAGAAGACGGUGGACUUAAAAACAUAUUCUAUAUAUAGAUCUUCUGCUGUAACCUCUGUAUCAUGGUUUAUUUAUUCUAGUGCUCUCUAGUGAGUGCCAUGUCAUAUUUAAAGUUUGUAAAUUUAGGAGAUGUUUAAGAAAUAUUAUGGACAUGAUUGUUUGUAGUAAUAAUGAAAACCAUUACCUAGUACUUCAAUUGCAGGAUGUUGCUUCUC